GUAUCUCUGAGAAAUCAAAACAGGCGUUUCUUAUCUUUCGCGGCAGGCCGGUAUAUCGUUGCCGCCGGUAUAGAACAGCAGCUCUUCAAACAAAAUAGACCCUCAUAAAAAAGUUCUUGUCUUUUUUUUUUUAACGGGAAGCGAGCGUCUUUCCGUUUUUCUUCGCGCUACCGCUUCAUCUCAGGUCCUCCUCUUGUUCUUGGCCGUUGCGUUUUCUCUUCACUUUCUUCCCUCAAACAAAUGUCCUUAAACUCUUCUGUUUUUUUUUUUCUGGGAACGGGGGAGACGGGCGGACGACUUGGUUAAAAAGCGGCGUUUCCAGGACUUGUCUCCGGUCUCCGACCUAGGCGGAGCUCCGGAGUCGCGACUGUCAUGCCUCUCGAUGGGGACGGCGAUGGCGACAAGAGGAAGAUUUUCAUUUCGGCCACUGCCGGCAACUACUUUGGGCUGUCUUCGUAUGGGAGCCUGGCACCCCUCUCUGCCAGUCCCGAACUGGCCAACUUUUUGGAUGAUGGCAACGAAUUUCUUCUCUGUGUGCAGCACUCGGAAGACCAGAUUGCGGUCUCAAACAAGGUUGAAGCUAGUAAUUCGGAAGACAAAAUGCUAGUAUUCUUCAAGUUGCGACCAGAUGUUAUUACAGAAGAUAAUCUUCACACCAAUAUUCUUGUAUCAUCUAUGUUAGAUUCUCCAGUUAAUAUGCUUUAUCAAGCAGUGCGACAGGUAUUUGCACCGGUACUACUGAAAGAUGAAAAAUGGAGUAAAGAUUUUGAUCCCAAACUGCAAAAUCUUUUGCGGGAGUUAGAAACUGGCUUAGGUUCUGUUCUAAGGAAAACAGAUACUGCUUAUACAGGAGCAAAAUACCGGGAAGAUGAUGUUCAAGCUGUACUUUGCCCAAAUGAUGAAUUUCAAUUCUGGACAGAGCGUGCUCAACAUGGAAGUAAAUCUUGUAGCAAGGACAGAGCUUCUCAUUUUAAAGAGCUGUUUGAAGCCAUUGCAUAUGAUUAUUACAAUUUGGACAGCUUAUCUUUAUUUGAGGUUGUGGAUUUAGUGGAGACUACACGGGACAUUGUUGAUGAUGUCUGGAGGCAGUCCGAUCACGAGCCUUUUCCACAGUCACGCAUGAAGAACCUUUUGGAUGUCAUAGCUGGCUCUCUUGGAAGAUUUGUUCAGAAGAAGUUAGGUACUUUAAACCUAUGGGAGGAUUCGUUUCACACUGUAAAAGAGAAUCUGAAGGCUGGCAUCAUUAUUUGUGAACAGUGGGUUGCAGCUUGUGACCAUCUAACAGGACAGUUAUGGCAGCGUUAUACCCCACAUAUAUGGCGAGGAGAGAAAUAUAUCCCUGAAACACUAGGAAAACUUGGCAAACGUCUUGAAGAGGUAUUAAAUAUUCGAUCGCUUCAUGAGAAACUUACAUAUUUUUUGCCAACUGGUGAGCAGCAAGCAUUGCAUCUUGCCCAAGUGUUUGAACCUUUUGCUGGAUUGAAUCCUGUGCAUUAUAAUCCCUACACUGAGCCUUUAUGGAAAGCAGCGGUACGUCAAUAUGAAAGAAUUAUUGCUCCAGCAGAACAAAAAAUAGCAAGCAAGUUGAAAAGCUUUAUUUCAGAAAUCCAGGAUAGUCCACAACAGCUUCUUCAGGCUUUUCAGAAAUACAAAGAAUUGGUACGACGUCCAAGCAUUAGUAAAGAAUUGCUUUUAGAAAGAGAAACUUUGUUGGCAAAACUUCAAGGUGCAGUUAAAGAUUAUCAGACUGAUUUUGAGACACGUUGCCAUGGCACUCCAGGCGAUGCAUCAGGGCCGCUUGCGGGGAAGAACCUCUCUGAGGUUGUGAAUAAUAUUGUCUGGGUGCGCCAGCUAGAAUUGAAGGUAGAUGAUGCCAUUAAGAUUGCAGAGGCCCUUCUUUCAGACCUAUCUGGAUUUCAAAAUUUCCGACAAACUGCAGAUGACCUUCUAGAACAGUUAAAAAUGUAUGAACAAGAACAGUUUGAUGAUUGGUCCAGGGACAUUCAAACAGGUCUCUCAAACCCAAAGUCUGGUCUUUGUAUACAGGCCAAUAGUCCUGUCAUGGAACUUAAUCAUUCUGAUGGAGCCUUAAAAAUACAUUAUUCAGAUCGCUUGGUAACUCUCCUUAGAGAAGUACGUCAGCUCUCUGCACUUGGGUUUGUCAUUCCUGUCAAAAUACAACAGGCUUCAAACACUGCUGAAAAUUUUUGCAAACAAGCAGUGAUUCUCAAACAGGUGGCACACUUUUAUAACAGUAUCGAUCAGCAAAUGAUUCCCAGUCAGAAGCCAAUGAUGUUGCAGUCGGCUUUAGCAUUUGAACAGAUAAUUAAACACUCAAAAGCAGAAGGGCAAAUAACAUGGGACAAUCCUAAAGAACUAGACAUGUAUAUCAAGAAACUCCAAAGUGCAGCAGAACGGCUUGCCACAGAAAAUAGAAAGUUAAGAAAAUGGCAUAUGAGUUUUGUAGAAAAGGUUGUUGGCCUGAUGAACAUUGAUCUGCUUCGACAACAGCAGCGUUGGAAAGAUGGUUUACAAGAACUUCGGGGAGGAUUCUCUAGCCUUGAAUCACAGGGUUUUCUUUCAAAUGACAUGAAAGCAUGGAGACUUCAUUGGAACCACCAACUCUACAAAGCUUUGGAGCAUCAGUAUCAGAUGGGCUUGGAAGCACUCAAUGAAAAUCUGCCGGAAAUAAACAUUGAUUUAACUUACAAACAAGGAAGAUUGCAAUUCAAACCCCCCUUUGAAGAAGUACGAGCAAGAUAUUACAGAGAGAUGAAGAGAUUCAUUUCAAUCCCUAAUCAAUUUAAGGGAGUAAGUGAGACCGACGAAGAGUGCAUCUUUUCUGUCAUGACUGAAAGAAAUGCACGUGGAUUUUUGACCACAUUUAAUAAAGCAGAAGACUUGUUCCGCAGACUGGCAGAAGUUUUAGAUCAAUUUAAGGAAUGGGUGAUAAUUGGGCAAGUCGAUAUGGAAGCUUUGGUGGAGAUUCACCUUUCCAAAGAACAGGAUUGGGAGAAAAAUUUCAAAACCCUAAAAGUGAAAGGAAAAGAAGUGGAACGUCUUCCAAGCAUUGUUAAGGUAGAUUGCCUCAUAGUGAACUGUAAUCCUGUGAAGUCUGUCAUCGAUGAUCUUAUCCAGAAGUUGUAUGAUGCUCUAGUGAUGUCUUUGAGAAAAUCUAUACAAGGUCAUCAACAUGAUAUUUCUUCAUUUCUCAAUGAUGCUAUGAGUAUCUUAGUAAUAAGGCCCCAGUCAGUGGAAGAAAUAACGGAAGAUAGUUUAAAAUAUAAAAAUGUAAAAGACAAAAAAGAAGAGGUCUUUCUUCUUUUCCAAGAAGCAGAAAGUAAAAACAAACUUCUCCGAACUGUGGCAGGUGGGGGCAUUGAAACAAUUGGCAACUUGAGAGCCACAUGGGAUAAAUUUGAGUUAAUGAUGGAGAGUCAUCAGCUGAUGAUUAAAGAACAGGUCGAAGUGAUGAAAAGCAAUGUGAAAACCCGUGUUAAUACUUACCUUCAGGAACUGGAAAAAUUUAAAGCUCGGUGGGACCAGUUGAAACCUAGUGAUGAUGUCAUUGAAACAGGACAUCAUGAUGUGCUACAGAGAAGUGCUGAGAUAAUAAAGGAAAAGAAAAUUGAAUUUGAUGAACUUGAGGAUGCAAAGCAAAAACUGGUUAAUGACUGUUGUCACUUUGAAUUAGAAGAGCCUGAUUUCUCUUUAGCCAAUGAAGUACGCAGAGACAUUGAAUGCUGUGCUGAAGUUUGGUCACUGUAUGAACAAUUUUAUGAAGGUUUUCAAGAAAAAGCCAAUGAAGAUUGGAUUACAUUUAGGAGUAAGACCUACCUAUUUGAAGAAUUCUUGUUGAACUGGCAUGAAAAACUGAGAAAGAUUGAAGAACACACAAUAAUGACUGUGAAGUUGCAAAAAGAGGUGGAUCAGUACAAGCUGACCCUUCCUGUAUUGAAAUAUGUUAAGGGAGAACAUUUGUCAUCAGAUCAUUGGUUGGACCUCUUUCGUAUUCUUGGUCUUCCUAGGGGUACCAGUCUAGGAACUCUGCUGUUUGGAGACCUCCUAAAAGUGGCAGAUGUCAUUGUGGAAAAAGCAGCAGAACUGAAGGAUUUGAACAGCAGGGCUCAUGGUGAGGUUACAAUCAGAGAAGCCUUGCGGGAGCUUGAGCUUUGGGGCGUUGGAGCUGUCUUUACGUUAACAGAUUAUGAAGAUAGCCAAAACCGGAUGAUCAAAUUGAUUAAAGAUUGGAAAGACAUAGUCAAUCAAGUUGGAGACAAUCGCUGCCUACUUCAGUCAUUGAAAGACUCUCCAUAUUACAAAGGUUUCCAAGAUAAAGUUUCUGUUUGGGAAAAGAAACUUGCUGACCUGGAUGAAUAUCUACAGAAUCUAAAUCAAAUUCAGAGGAAAUGGGUAUAUCUGGAGCCCAUUUUUGGCCGUGGAGCUUUGCCUAAAGAGCAAGCACGCUUCAACAGAGUAGAUGAAGACUUUAGAUCAAUAAUGGCAGAUAUCAAACAAGACAAUCGCGUAAUUUCUUUGAAUACUCGAGCAGGAAUAAGGACUGCCUUAAUUACUAUCCUUGACCAGCUUCAGAGAUGUCAAAAAUCUUUAAAUGAAUUCCUGGAGGAAAAGCGUUCUGCAUUCCCCAGAUUUUAUUUCAUUGGAGAUGAUGAUCUUCUGGAAAUCUUGGGUCAGUCUACUAAUCCAUUAGUUAUCCAAUCUCAUCUGAAGAAGUUGUUUGCUGGAAUUCACAGUGUAAGCUUUGAUGAAGAUUUUAAAAAUAUUAUUGCAAUGAAAUCUGUAGAAGGUGAAACCGUACCUUUCAAAAAUAAAAUUCUGCUAUCCAAUGACGUUGAGGUAUGGCUGAACAAAUUGUCUUUAGAGAUGAAGGAGACAUUAAAGAAACUAUUGAUUGACUGUGUUGCCACUGGGAAAAGAUUGCAGGGUUCAAUUGAUCCAUCACUCUUUCCUUCACAGAUUUUAUGUUUGGCUGAACAAAUUCAAUUCACAGAAGAUGUUGAGUGUGCAGUCAAAGAAUGUAAUUUGCAACAGAUAGAAUUAGAAUUAAUGGCUAAGUUGGAACAUUACACCAGUAUAGAUACUAAUAUAGAAGACUCGGGCAAUGCAGAAUCUGGAAUCCUUGAGUUAAAGCUUAAAGCCCUGAUUUUGGAUGUUAUUCAUAACAUUGAUACUGUACAACAGCUUAUUGCAGCUCAGGUCAAUAGUACUGAUGAUUGGGCCUGGAAGAAGCAACUCAGAUUUUAUCUUAAGGAUAAAAAAUGUUAUAUUCAGAUGGUGGAUGCUGAACUUCAGUACACUUAUGAAUAUCAGGGAAAUUCACCGAAGCUUGUUUAUACACCAUUAACUGACAAGUGUUACCUUACACUUACUCAAGCUAUGAAGAUGGGCCUUGGAGGAAAUCCCUAUGGCCCAGCUGGAACUGGCAAGACAGAAUCUGUAAAGGCUCUAGGGGGAUUACUUGGAAGACAAGUUUUGGUGUUUAAUUGUGAUGAGGGCAUUGACGUGAAAUCAAUGGGGCGUAUAUUUGUUGGUUUGGUGAAAUGUGGAGCCUGGGGCUGUUUUGAUGAGUUUAAUCGUCUGGAAGAAGCAGUACUUUCUGCUGUAUCUAUGCAGAUUCAGACAAUUCAACAUGCUUUGAAGAAACAUCAACCUGUUUGUGAGUUACUUGGAAAAGAGGUAGAAAUGGAUCAUAAUUCUGGAAUUUUUAUCACCAUGAAUCCUGCUGGGAAAGGCUAUGGAGGCAGACAGAAAUUGCCUGACAAUCUUAAACAGCUUUUUAGACCAGUUGCUAUGACUCGUCCUGAUAAUGAGCUAAUUGCAGAAGUGAUAUUAUAUUCAGAAGGCUUUAAAGAUGCUAAACCUCUGGGAAGAAAACUGGUGGAUAUUUUCAAUUUAGCACGAGAGCUCUUGACUCCUCAGCAGCACUAUGAUUGGGGCCUGCGAGCAUUAAAGACUGUUCUGAGGGGAUGUGGAAAUCUUCUUCGACAGCUGAAAAAGAACGGAAUUAAAAAGAAAGUUAAUGAAAGCCACAUUGUGGUUCAAGCUUUGCGUCUUAAUACCAUGUCAAAGCUUACCUUUGCAGAUUGUGCACGAUUUGAUGCACUGGUUAAAGAUGUCUUUCCUGGAGUUGACUUCAAUGAUGUAGAUUAUGCUGAGUUAAAUAGUGCUUUGCAAAAAACCUUUGAGGAGGCCAAUCUGGAAAUCAUAUCUACCCAGAUAAAGAAGGCUUUGGAAUUGUACGAGCAACUCCGUCAAAGAAUGGGUGUGGUUAUUGUAGGCCCAAGUGGUGCAGGCAAAUCAACCCUUUGGCGGACAUUAAGAGCAGCUCUUGGAAAGGUUGGCAAAGUAGUGAAGCAAUAUACCAUGAACCCUAAAGCUAUGCCCCGCCAUCAGUUACUCGGUCAUAUUGAUAUGGACACAAGGGAGUGGUCAGAUGGUGUGCUUACAAAUAGUGCUCGGCAAGUAGUACGAGAACCUCCAGAUGUUACUUCGUGGAUAAUCUGUGAUGGUGACAUAGAUCCUGAAUGGAUUGAAUCUCUGAAUUCUGUCCUUGAUGAUAAUCGACUACUUACUAUGCCUAGCGGAGAAAGAAUUCAGUUUGGUCCAAAUGUUAACUUUCUUUUUGAAACUCAUGACUUGAGCUGUGCUUCUCCUGCCACAAUAUCUCGAAUGGGAAUGAUUUUUCUUAGCGAUGAAGAUACUGAUCUUAAUUCACUGAUCAAAUCCUGGUUGAGAAACCAACCUGAAGAAUGCAGACACAACCUUAAAAACUGGAUUGGAGAUUAUUUUGAGAAAGCUUUAAAUUGGGUACUAAAGCAGAACGACUAUGUGAUAGAAACAAGUUUGGUUGGAACUGUGAUGAAUGGGUUGUCCCAUCUUCAUGGAUGCACUGAACGUGGACAGUUUAUAAUAAGCCUGAUAAGAGGACUUGGGGGAAAUCUCAAUAUGAAAUCACGGCAAGAAUUUACCAAAGAGGUUUUUUCCUGGGCCCGAGAAUCUCCUCCAAACCCCAACAAACCAAUGGAUACCUUCUUUGAUCCUGAUAGUCAACAGCUAGUAUCCUACCAACUGAAAAAGCCUGAAAACCUUACGGCAGAUGAUUUCAGCAAUACUCAGACGCUUCCAGUAAUUCAAACACCUGAUAUGCAAAGAGGAUUAGAUUAUUUUAAGCCUUGGUUAGGGUUUGAUAGCAAGCAACCAUUUCUUCUUGUUGGACCUGAAGGAUGUGGUAAAGGAAUGCUACUCCGUUAUGCCUUUUCCCAGCUUCGAUCUACUCAGAUUGCUACAGUACAUUGCAGUGCACAGACUACAUCUCGGCAUCUUCUGCAAAAAUUAAGUCAGACAUGUUUAGUAAUUAGCACUAAUAUGGGACGAGUAUAUAGGCCAAAGGAUUGUGAAAGGCUGGUUUUAUAUCUGAAAGAUAUAAAUUUGCCUAAGCCUGACAAAUGGGGAACAAGCACAUUGGUAGCUUUCCUACAGCAGGUGCUUACAUAUCAAGGAUUUUAUGAUGAAAAUCUUGAGUGGGUAGGGUUGGAAAACAUCCAAAUUGUGGCAUCCAUGUCUGCUGGAGGAACAGUGGGAAGACAUAAACUUACUUCCAGGUUUACUUCUAUAGUCCGUCUUUGUGCGAUUGAUUAUCCAGAAAGAGAUCAGCUACAGACCAUUUACAGUGCAUACUUAGAACCAGUUCUACACAAGAAUCUAAAAAACCAUCCUGCUUGGGGAUCCUUAGCAAAAAUAUACCAGUUAGCGGGAUCCAUGGUUCAAGUAUAUGAGCAGGUUCGAGCCAAAUUCACAGUUGAUGACUACAGCCACUACCUUUUUACACCCUGUAUUCUUACUCAGUGGGUUCUAGGUUUAUUCAGAUAUGAUUUAACAGGAGCGGGAUUUACACACUCGGUAGAUACUGUCUUGGAAAUUGUUGCAUAUGAAGCAAAACGGCUUUUCCGUGACAAAAUUGUUGGUGCUAAAGAAGUUCAUAUAUUUGAUAAUAUUUUAAUGAAAGUAUUUCAAGGAGAUUGGGGAUCUGAUAUUUUGGACAACAUGGCAGAUACCUUUUAUGUGACGUGGGGAGCUCACCAUGAAUUAGGAACCAUCAUGGCUCCUGGGCAGACUCUGCCACCUCAUGGGAGGCCACUUGGCAAACUUAACUCAACAGACUUAAAAGAUAUUAUUAGGAAGGGUAUUAUUCAUUAUGGACGAGAUAACCAUGAAAUAGAGAUUUUACUUUUCACGGAAGUCUUUGAUUAUGUGUCUAGAAUUGAUAGAGUAUUGAGUUUUCCUGGAGGCUCCCUUCUGUUAGCAGGGCAGAGCGGAGUGGGUCGUCGAACCAUUACAUCUUUAGUCAGUCACAUGCAUGGGGCCAUUCUGAUUACACCCAAGAUUUCCAGAGGCUAUGAAAUGAAACAGUUCAAAAAUGAUUUGAAACAUGUCAUGCAACUUGCAGGAAUUGAAGCUCAACAUGUUGUACUAUUAUUGGAAGAUUAUCAGUUUGUCCAGCCCACUUUUCUUGAGAUGAUCAACAGCUUAUUAUCAUCAGGCGAAGUUUCUGGAUUGUACACAAUAGAAGAAUUGGAGCCACUCCUGUCCCCUUUGAAAGAUCAAGCAUCACAGGAUGGAUUUACGGGACCAGUUUUCAACUAUUUCACUUACAGAAUUCAGCAGAAUCUUCAUGUUGUAUUGAUUAUGGAUUCCACUAAUUUGAAUUUCACAAUAAAUUGUGAAAGUAACCCUGCACUUCAUAAGAAGUGUCAGGUGCUCUGGAUGGAAGGCUGGUCUGAAAGCAGUAUGAAAAAGAUACCUGAGAUGUUAUUCGCUGAAGCAGAUGAAAAGGAAAAAGUGGCUAAAACAUCAAAAGAACACAAAAAAAAGAACUCUGGUGACUUGGAAUUUAUUAAGUCCUUUUUGACGAUUCAUGAGUCAUGUAAACUUUAUGGAGCUACACCCAGAAGAUACAUGACUUUCCUGCAUACAUAUCUUGCCAUUCAUAACAGCAAAAGGACAGAGUUGAUAAAAAGGCAAAGUCAUUUGCAGGCUGGAGUAGCUAAAUUAAAUGAAGCCAAAGCACUUGUUGAUGAAUUAAACAGGAAAGCAGAAGAACAAGGCAUAUUACUCAAAACAAAGCAAGACGAAGCCGAUGCUGCUCUUCAAGAAAUCACUGUUUCUAUGCAGGAUGCAAGUGAACAAAAAUCAGAAAUGGAAAAAAUAAAGCAGAAAAUAGCCCAAGAAGUAGUUAAAAUUGAAGAAAGAAAAAAAAUAAUUGAGGAUGAAUUGAAAGAGGUUCAGCCACUGGUUAAUGAAGCUAAAUUAGCAGUUGGAAAUAUCAAACCAGAAUCUCUGUCUGAAAUCCGUUCCUUACGUAUGCCACCUGAUAUCAUUAGGGACAUACUAGAAGGUGUCUUACGGUUGAUGGGUAUCUUUGAUACAUCGUGGGUGAGCAUGAAGAGUUUCCUUGCAAAAAGAGGUGUGAGAGAAGAUAUCGCAACUUUUGAUGCUAGAAAUAUUCCAAAGGAUAUUCGUGAGAGCGUAGAAGAUCUUCUAACUAAAAAUAAGGCAUCUUUUGACUCAAAGAAUGCAAAAAGGGCCAGUACUGCAGCCGCACCCUUAGCAGCAUGGGUUAAGGCUAACGUUCAGUACUCAUAUGUGUUAGAACGAAUUCAGCCUCUGGAAACCGAACAAUCUGGUCUACAAGCUAAUCUCAGAAAAACAGAAGAUAGAAAACGGAAGUUAGAAGAUUUGCUUAAUUCCGUUGGUCAGAAAGUGGCAGAAUUAAAAGAUAAGUUCCAGGCCAGAACCAGUGAAGCUGCUAAACUGGAAACAGAACUUGUGAAAGCUCAAGAGACAGUGAAAGCUGCAGAGAUACUGAUUAAACAGCUUGAUAGGGAGCAUAAAAGAUGGAAUGCACAGGUGUCAGAAAUAGCGGAUGAAUUAAGUACACUGCCAAGGAGAGCUCAACUGUCUGCAGCAUUUAUUACUUACCUCUCAGCUGCACCCGAAGACCAAAGAAAAGCAAGCUUGGAUUCAUGGACAAAAUCUGCUAGUCUUGAAAAAUUUGAUCUUAGGCGGUUUCUAUGCACAGAAAGUGAGCAAUUGAUUUGGAAAAGUGAAGGUUUGCCCUCUGAUGAUCUGUCAAUAGAAAAUGCUCUUGUAAUACUUCAGAGUAAAGUUUGCCCAUUUUUGAUAGACCCUUCUUCCAGAGCUACAGAAUGGUUAAAAACACAUUUGAAAGAAUCACGCUUGGAAAUUAUCAACCAACAGGAUACAAACUUUAUUAAUGCCCUUGAAUUGGCUGUGCGAUUUGGAAAAACUCUUAUUAUACAGGAAAUGGAUGGGGUUGAGCCUGUGCUUUAUCCUCUGCUUAGAAAGGAUCUUGUUGCCCAAGGACCCCGUUAUGUUGUACAGAUAGGUGACAAAAUAAUAGACUAUAAUGAGGAAUUCAACCUAUUUCUGUCAACCAGAAACCCAAAUCCAUAUAUUCCACCUGACGCAGCAUCUAUUGUUACCGAGGUUAAUUUUACAAUCACACGUAGUGGCUUAAGAGGGCAGCUUUUAGCUUUGACUAUCCAACAUGAAAAGCCAGAUUUGGAAGAACAAAAAACAAAAUUAUUACAGCAGGAAAAAGAAAAGAAAAUACAGCUGGCAAAACUCGAAGAAUCUCUUUUGGAGACGCUUGCAACUUGUAAGGGAAAUAUACUUGAAAAUAAGGAUCUGAUUGAAUCUCUGAAUCAAACUAAAGCAAGUAGUGCCCUCAUUCAAGAAUCUCUUGUUGAGUUUUAUAGACUUCAGAUUUCCCUUGAUCAGGAAAGGGAUGCAUAUCUCACUCUGGCUGAAAGUGGCAGCAAGAUGUAUUUUAUUAUUUCUGACUUGUCCAAAAUUAACAACAUGUAUCGUUUUAGUCUGGCUUCUUUCCUGAGACUUUUUCAAAGGGCUCUGCAAAGUGAACUGGACUUAGGAAAUACUGAGGAAAGGAUAAAGUCUCUUAUCAGCUCAUUGAAACACUUGGUAUAUGAAUAUGUCUGUCGUUGUUUAUUUAAGGCGGAUCAGCUAAUGUUUGCAUUACAUUUUGUGAAAGGAAUGCAUCCUGAACUUUUUCAAAACAAUGAAUGGGACACAUUUACCGGUGUAAUCAUUGGAGAUAUGUUAAGAAAAUCAGAUUCCACCAAAAGCAUCAGAGAUCAGAUUCCCUCUUGGAUAGAACAAGAAAGAAGCUGGGCAGUGGCAACUCUAAAGAUCUCUCUCCCAACUUUGUAUCAAAUGGUUUGCUUUCAAGAUGAAGCAUUGUGGCAGCCUUUCUCACGGAGCUCAGUGUGUGAACAAGAAUUUCCAUCUAUUAUAGCAAAUAGAAUGUCUCUAUUUCAGCAGGUCCUUGUGGUCCAGGCUGUCAGGCCAGAUAGGCUACAGAGUGCAAUGGCUCUUUUUGCUUGUAAAACUUUGGGGAUUAAAGAGCUGUCACCACCCCCACUCAAUCUGAAACGCCUGUACAAAGAAACAUUAGAAAUCGAACCAAUCUUGAUUAUUAUUUCCCCUGGUGCUGAUCCUUCUCAAGAAUUGCAGGAGCUUGCAAGCACUGAAAGAAAUGGAGAAUGCUACCACCAGGUGGCCAUGGGCCAAGGUCAAGCUGAUCUAGCUAUUCAGAUGGUAAAAGAUUGUGCCCGGAAUGGAGAAUGGUUGUGCUUGAAGAAUUUGCACCUUGUUGUAUCGUGGCUGCCUAUAUUGGAAAAGGAGCUGAAUAACCUACAGCCCCAGCCUGGGUUUCGUCUUUGGUUGACAGCUGAAGUCCAUCCCAGCUUUUCUCCCAUUUUACUCCAAUCAAGUCUGAAGAUAACAUACGAAGCACCUCCAGGCCUCAAAAAGAACCUAAUGCGAACAUAUGAAUCUUGGACGCCAGAACAAAUUAGUAAAAAGGGUAAUUUAGCUCGAGCUCAUGCUCUUUUUAGCCUGGCUUGGUUUCAUGCUGCUUGUCAAGAACGAAGGAAUUAUAUCCCUCAGGGAUGGACCAAAUUUUAUGAAUUUUCUUUAUCUGAUCUUCGUGCAGGAUAUGAUAUUAUUGACAGACUCUUUGAUGGUACCAAAGAUUUUCAGUGGGAGUUUGUGCAUGGCUUAUUGGAAAAUGCUAUUUAUGGAGGUCGCAUAGAUAAUUACUUUGAUAUGAGGGUCCUGCGAUCUUACCUGGAACAAUUUUUUAACUCCAGAGUUAUUGCUGACUCAAAUUUCCGGGGCAAGAAGAUGAGCAGAUUUCCUUAUUCUAUUUCUCUACCUAGCUCUUGCAAUAUAUUGGAUUAUCGCCAUGUGAUUGAAAGCCUUCCAGAAGAUGACAAGCCUGAUUUUUUUGGCUUGCCUGCCAAUAUUGCACGUUCUUCUCAGCGAAUGAUCAGUUCUUUGGUAAUUUCACAACUUCGGAUCUUGAGUAGGUCUGUAACUGCCGGUUGCAAAUUUGACAGAGAAAUCUGGUCAAAUGAGCUUUCUCCAGUCCUCAAUCUAUGGAAAAAGCUUAAUCAGAAUUCCAAUCUGAUUCAUCAGAAAGUGUCUCCUCCUUCUGAACGUCAAGGCUCUCCAAUCCUUUCAUUCAUUAUCUUAGAACAAUUUAAUGCCAUCCGCUUAGUUCAAAGUAUUCAUCAGUCUCUUGCUGCUCUCAGUAAAGUAAUUCGAGGAACCUCACUCUUAAGCUCAGAAGUUCAAAAAUUAGCUAGCGCUUUAUUAAAUCAAAAGUGCCCUUUAACAUGGCAGAGCAAAUGGGAAGGCCCAGAAGAUCCUUUACAGUAUCUGAGAGCUGUUGUAGCACGAGCACAUGCUAUUCAGAAUUGGGUGAGUAAAGCAGAAAAGCAGACCUUACUUUUGGAUACUCUGGACCUCUCAGAACUCUUCCAUCCAGAUACUUUUCUGAAUGCCUUAAGGCAAGAGACUGCAAGAGUAAUGACCUGUUCUGUGGAUAGUCUAAAAUUUACAGCAUCCUGGAAAGGUCAAAUAAGAGAAGCGAAGCUCCAAGUUCAGAUCAGUGGCCUUCAAUUGGAAGGCUGUAGUUUUGAUGGAAAUCGACUUUCUGAAAAUCAACAUGACUCAUCCAGUGUUUCAACUGUUCUGCCUUGUUACAUGGCUUGGAUUCCCCAGAAUACUUAUGGGCCCUUCCCUGAAGAGUGCAUAUCUUUGCCUGUUUACACUAGUGCUGAAAGGGAUUGUGUGGUGACAAACAUUGAUGUCCCAUGUGGAGGGAAUCAAGAUCAAUGGAUCCAAUGUGGUGCCGCUUUAUUUCUGAAAAAUCAGUAAGAAGAAGCUGCUGCUAGCCAUCAGAUUUUCAUUCUACUUCGGAUUGUACUUUUAAAGGACAUAAUUUUUGGAAUUGAAAAGAGAAGUCCCGGCUAUUAAAUAAAAGCAAAUUAUACUGAAGUAUAUUUAUGAAACAUGUAUAAUUUUCAU
Molecule: messenger RNA, 13434 nt
Organism: Thamnophis elegans (Western terrestrial garter snake)
Lineage: Eukaryota; Metazoa; Chordata; Lepidosauria; Squamata; Natricidae
Gene: DYNC2H1
Product: dynein cytoplasmic 2 heavy chain 1
Biological process (GO): microtubule-based movement
Cellular component (GO): dynein complex
Molecular function (GO): dynein light intermediate chain binding; ATP hydrolysis activity; ATP binding
Source: RefSeq, a predicted model, not a curated record